Messenger RNA from Porites evermanni, 3214 nucleotides. NCBI's taxonomy places the organism in Eukaryota, Metazoa, Cnidaria, Anthozoa, Scleractinia, Poritidae. The record is from the annotation of a GenBank genome assembly.
AUGCAAGAUCUACGUGAAGCAAGCGUACAAACUCCUAUCCCAAGGCCAUCAAGAGAGGUACGGCAGCACGAACGAGAUUUAGAGAGGCAGCUCAGAGAAAUACGGCAACGCGAAGAAGAUUUGCAAAGACAGUUGAGGGAGUUACAGCAAAACUCGCAAAGACAGCAGCAACGAGAAGGAAACCUUCAAAUGCAGCUGAGGGAGACACAGCAACGUGAAGAAAACUCACAAAGGCAGCUGAGAGAGAUGCAGCAACGCGAAGGACACCUUGAAAGGCAGUUGAGAGAGACACAGCAACGUGAAGAAAACUCACAAAGGCAGCUGAGAGAGAUGCAGCAACGCGAAGGAAACCUUGAAAGGCAGUUGAGGGAGACACAGCAACGUGAGGAAAACUCACAAAGGCAGCUGAGAGAGAUGCAGCAACGCGAAGGAAACCUUGAAAUGCAGUUGAGGGAGAUACAGCAACGCGAAGGAAACUCACAGAGGCAGUUGAGGGAGAUGCAGCAAAACUCACAACGUCAGCUGAGGGAGACACAGCAACGUGAAGAAAACUUAGAAAGUCAGCUUAGGGAGAUGCGGCAGCGAUUUGAAAACUCCCAACAACGGGUUUCCACCUUAGAAAGACAGCUUAGAGACAAAGACCAGGAAGUAAAUGAGCUUGUGUUAAGUCUUUCAUUAGCCCAGCAAACAAUAAGUGAACAGCAACAACAGAAAUCAUGCGAUUGGGUCAUUUCCCGCGAUGAAAUUCAAAUGACCAACAAAUGCCUUGGCAGGGGAGGCUGGGGAAGUGUUUAUGAAGGCGUGUAUUGUGGCUGUACUGUAGCGGUAAAGCAAAUUCAUGAUCUGAUUCUUUCCCCUCAUAACAUACGUCUUUUUGAGAGAGAAAUGAAUAUUGCAUCCAAAUGCCGCCAUCCUCACUUGCUUCAGUUUAUCGGCGCCACUAAUGAUGAGGGAAACCCUCUGUUUGUGACCGAACUGAUGGAAAAAAGUCUGCGAGCUCUGUUAGAACAGCGGCAACUCUCCCAGAUAGAAAUACGAGCCAUUCUUCUGGAUAUAGCCCGAGCAAUCAACUACCUUCAUCAGAAGAAACCAGAGCCUAUCAUUCACCGAGAUGUGAGCAGUGCUAAUGUGUUGUUAUGGCGACAAGGUGACCAAUGGAGAGGCAAAGUGUCAGAUUAUGGCACUGCUAAUUUCAUGCAGCAGACCAUGACAGUGGCUCCUGGAGCUAUGAUUUACUGCGCGCCUGAGGCACUUACAUCAAAGCAAACGGUCAAGGUGAGUUUUCUUGAAUUUAGGGCUUUUCUGAUUCAAUACUGCUUCAUAAACACGUUUUAGAUUUAGAAGAAACGCGUUGGUGCAUUGAUCUUGAGCGCGUAGGAUUUUAAGACCUGGUUGGUCGUUUACUCACACAAAAGAAACUGUACUACACUCUGUCCUACUUUACCUUGGUGUAAAAUUGGAAGCAGCAAAUUGAUGCUGAUCUGUUUAGUUUUGUGUGAACCAGAAUAACAUUCUGUGCUCGUUCUCUUGCUGCUUAAUUCCCGGCCAAACAGUGGUAACGGUGAUAGCUUUUACCUUCACCUUUUGACCUCAAACAUUCAUGGGUAAUCUCGACUAUUGAUCGUUUUUCAGGAGUUUACACUGUACGCAACGAAAACAAGCUGUAGACGUGUGGUUUUCUCAUUAAUUGUUCAGUUUUAAAAUCGUACUGGAGACUUCUCAUAUAAAUCUAAUAGAGUCAAACCUUUCCAAAACGACCGCCUUUGGGAGAGAGUAACGUCACCGCGUGGGAAAGUGGCCGUUAAGGGGUGGUAGGGUGUAAAGUGACACCAUGGAGAGGAGGCCGUUAAUCUGUGUAAAGUAUAUCCUACAGCCUACAGCUUAAUAAGAUCACAAUCAGACUAUAAUACUUAUGGUCAAACCAGUUCAAGCAUAACCGCCCACCCCCAAGAUUCGAUUAAUGAACUUAUUAUUCGAAAAUUUUAUCCAUUUAAAGAUUUUUCAAUCUGACCGAAUACAGAGAGGUUAUCGUUAAAAAUUCAGUCUAAUUACACAUACAGGAAUGCAGAAUUGAAUAUGAUACUGGUUGCGUAGUUACAAAAAGAGGGAAUGAUCUAAAAUGACCUAAAAAUGUGCUACAACGGUAUCUAAAAUAAAUAUUAAAAGAUGUCUCAAAUAACCUUAAAAUUUUAAACUAAUACAGGCAUUAGGAAUGUAAUUUCGAUGACUGCGCAUGUGGUUUCGAAAGAGUUCUUCUGUUAAAAUAUGUUUGUAACAUGUUUCCUGAAGAAUGCAACAAAUUUACUUUGACACACAACACAAUGGAUUAGCAUGACACGUAAGCCUCCUAGUCACGGGGCGCGGAGAUGAUGGCCCACUAAAAAGCCAGUUUACAUAACAAAUCAGUUGCCAUUAGAUCUCACAGCGCACUUGUUGUACAUCAAUCAAAACUCCAAAUGAUCAAGUCCAAUUGCAGCAGCUUACAUAUUCAUGCCGAAAUUUUAUUUAGUCUGAUCUCAGGUGUAAUACAGUCGACUGGUAAACUCAAGAUUUUUGCGCCAUCAGCUCUACUCCAAUCAAAACUGCGUUGCUGGGCGAACUUCUUUUCUUCGUGUCAUCAUCUCCGCACCGCGUGACAAGAAGACUUACGUGACACACUAAUCCUGCUCUUUGUCAACGUAAAGUUUAUAUUGAGUUGUUUAUUAGGAAACCUUCAACGGUAUAACUAAGAAGUAGGUGAGACCGAGAACUGUCCACAAUGAGCCUGAACUUUUAGGUAGUUUCAAUUGUUUCGAAACCACUUGCGAGGCCAGUAAAAAAAAAUAAAUUUGAAAUGCGUGUGUCGUUCAUAGGUUGAUGUUUAUAGCUUUGGUGUUCUUCUUUGUGAAAUGUGCGUCCGGGAACUUCCAGAUCCUAGAAGGCGUGAACAACAAGUUCUGGUCAUGACGAACCAUGUGUUGAGAGGCCUGGUACGGCGAUGCCUGCAGACAGAUCCUGAAGCGAGACCAACCAUGCAGAGGAUAAUCGACGAACUAUCAAGAUCUGUGUAACGUCCAUCAAGUAUUUUGUCAGAAUUUUGUGAAAACUUUCGUAGUUGAUAGAGUUGAAUCGCUAGAAAUCUUUUGUGCGGAAAUUCGUGUGUAGUCGUUUAUCGUGACAACGUAGUUUACCCAAAUGUUGCUAGAAAACAAAUUACUCAGGUUGAAAACAGGUU